AACGACGAGUGCCACGGGUCGCCAGUCCACCAUGUUUCUUUCUUCGAUUUGCGCGUUCGCGGUGGUCUCGGCCUGCGCCGCGAAGAUAUACGACAAGUGCGAGCUGGCGCGCGAGCUGAAGAACUUCGAUCUUCCGGAUCAACAGAUCCCCACGUGGGUGUGCAUCGCCAAAUACGAAUCCCUAUUCGACACAAGCGCAACAAACAACGGAACCGGAGAUCACGGACUGUUUCAGAUCUCCCAACAGUAUUGGUGUUCACCUCCGGGUUUCGGCUGCAAUAAGCGUUGCUCCGCCUUCAGAGACGACGACAUUGCCGACGACGUAGAAUGCAUACGUAGAAUAUUCAAUGAACACAAAAGACUAUCCGGUGAUGGGUUCAACGCCUGGGCGGUCUACCCCCUGUAUUGCAGUGGCGACAACUCGCAAUUCCUGAAGGGAUGCCCUGACGGAGACGGCGAUGGCGUCAACGCCAUCCAAAACCAAAUUUCAAGUUUCGUGGACGAAUUUGAUGACGGGUAUGAAUUUCCGCCGCUGCCGUCGCCAAGGGUACCAAAUGCAGAGAUUAUGUCAUUACCCACCACAACGUAUCGAGUUGAAGAGAAGAAAUCAACAACGGCGGUACCGUCAAUCGCAAAGGGCAUACCUUCGGAUACCUUUACGCUGAACAUUACCUCCAAACCAAAAACUAAUUUUACCAUUACAACCAAAGCGAUCAUCAACGAGCAUCAGUUUAUUACACCUCGAAAUAAUACCACCGAGUCAGCGGUCACCAAAAAGCUAUUUUCUACGACCACUUCAUCACCAGGGAUACCUUCGGGCAAGCAGCUCACAUUUCCGACGUAUUUCCCUUCGUGGUUUCAAACUUUACCGCCUGCCCCGCCUAGACCAACGAGAAGAACGACACAGAGGCCGGGAUCCGAGUUAGCAACCACGUUCAGACCCGGAUUGGGACAACAGACCACCAGGAGACCGUUGCUUAACAGACCGGGGUUGCCAUUGCUUAGCGGAGCCAGACCGUUCAACCAGAGACCUUGGCGACCAUUUGGCUCCAUCACGACGAGUCAACUGCAUCAGUUGGGGUCCGAAACCCAGUCGUUUAGUGCCUUGCGCUUCGAAGACGAUGAACCAGAUAUCAUGUUAGGUUCAGAUUAUAUUUUUCGUAGAACUCAGUUUGGCUAUCGCCUCUACAGAACAGUUUAGAUGAAUUGCGAAUGCAUUCUGUACGAUAUGAGACUGAACGUUGGAUAAGUUUAGGUUUAGGCUAGCUUAAGGCGCAUGAUUUUUGUCAAUAAAGUGCCUUGUAUUUUACGAAGCGUUUA
Molecule: messenger RNA, 1320 nt
Organism: Cylas formicarius (sweet potato weevil)
Lineage: Eukaryota; Metazoa; Arthropoda; Insecta; Coleoptera; Brentidae
Exons: 2
Coding region: 32-1201 (389 amino acids)
Source: RefSeq, a predicted model, not a curated record